AUGUUUGAUAAAUCAUUAGCUCAGGAUGGUGAUAAGUCAUCGUUGAUAUCAGUGAUACUUAAAAUGAUAUUCAUAGCAAUACUAUGCGCAAGUUCACUACCGCUUAUUUAUAUAAUUAGACAAAAAAAACUCAUAAGUCUCAACAGUCAAUUCAAAAAUAUCGACCGAGUGUUGAACAAGUGCGCGAAUUAUGAAAUUCAGAAUAAUCAUGUCAAUGAUUUUAUAUUUAUAGCCAAUUUGUUGAUCACUUAUUGCUUAAUAUCAAUGUGUUUUUUUUACUAUUCAGCAUCGAUAGUAUUCUUUGUAAAUAUACCAACAGUAAUUAGUAGCGGGGUAAUAAUACAGUACGCAAUGAUUCUUAAUAGAGUCGACAAAAGAUUCAAAAGCAUCAACUCGACUAUUUCGAGAUUGGUUAAGUUUAAAUCGAAGGCAACUCAACCACAAAUAUUAGUUGUGACCUAUGAAGUACUGUCGCGUGAAUCGUUUUUUAAUGAUGUUGAAAAUCUUAAAUAUGCUUACAUGGAGUUGUGGGAAAUGUGUCAAGAUAUUGGCGAUUUUUACGGAGUUCCCAUUUUGAUUGCCAUGUUCUGUUUCGCUGUACUAACUAUUAUUCAUGUAUAUAUUAUUAUUUUAUCAUUAUUUAAUGCACUCGCUAUACAUAAUGAUUGGCCAGUGGAUACAACACGUUUUCUAUGGAUUAUUUUUCUGUUCAUUGUGUUAACUUCAAGUAUCACUAAAAUAAAGAAACAGAAUAAAAAAUUGGGGCGAACGAUAAAUUUACUAACGGAUCAGAAUUCCAUGGAUGAGAGAAUAAAAACUAAACUAUCGAAAUUUUCGAGUGACCUCCGAAGUUUGAAGAUUGAAUUGACUGCUUGCGAUAUCAUACCUUUAGAUUGUAGGCUUCUAGCAAUCAUUACCGGCACAAUUGCAACUUAUCUCAUUAUUAGCAUACAAUUUGCUCUUAAUGUGCCACCUGAUUCAUAAAAUAAAAAUUUAUUACAGUUUUUUAUACAAAACUUCGUG
This is a messenger RNA of Microplitis mediator, 1023 nucleotides long. RefSeq lists its product as uncharacterized. The record is from RefSeq and is a predicted model, not a curated record. Gene Ontology annotation, cellular component: dendrite; axon; membrane. The transcript has 4 exons. Gene Ontology annotation, biological process: sensory perception of taste. NCBI's taxonomy places the organism in Eukaryota, Metazoa, Arthropoda, Insecta, Hymenoptera, Braconidae. The coding region runs from base 1 to 984 and encodes 327 amino acids.